UUGCAUUUUGCAGGGCUGGGCUCCGAGGGGGCGGGGGCUGGAGGAAGCGGAAAGCCGCGCCGAGUCGCCGGGGACCUCGGUGAACCAUGUUGAGCCCUGCCAACGGGGAGCAGAUCCACCUGGUGAACUAUGUGGAGGACUACCUGGACUCCAUCGAGUCUCUGCCUUUCGACCUGCAGAGAAACGUCUCGCUGAUGCGGGAGAUCGACGCGAAAUACCAAGAAAUCCUGAAGGAACUGGAUGAGUAUUAUGAGAAGUUUAAACGGGAGACAGAUGGCACUCAGAAGAGGAGAGUAUUGCACUGCAUUCAGAGAGCCCUGAUUCGGAGCCAGGAGCUGGGCGACGAGAAGAUUCAGAUUGUGAGUCAGAUGGUAGAGCUGGUGGAGAACCGGACCAGGCAGGUAGACAGUCAUGUGGAACUCUUUGAGGCACACCAAGAGGUCAAUGACACCACUGGACACAGUGGCAAAGCUGGCCAGGAUAAGUCUAAGAAUGAGACAAUCACACAGGCAGAAAAGCCCAAUAACAAGAGGUCUCGGCGACAGCGCAACAACGAGAAUCGGGAGAAUGCAGCCAAUAAUCAUGACCACGAUGACAUCACCUCAGGAACGCCUAAGGAGAAGAAAGCAAAGGCCUCCAAGAAGAAGAAACGGUCCAAGGCCAAAGCAGAGAGGGAAGCAUCCCCUGCAGACCUCCCCAUCGACCCAAACGAGCCCACGUACUGUCUGUGCAAUCAGGUCUCCUAUGGAGAAAUGAUCGGCUGUGACAACGAUGAGUGCACCAUUGAGUGGUUCCACUUCUCCUGUGUAGGACUGAAUCAUAAACCAAAGGGCAAGUGGUACUGUCCCAAAUGUCGAGGGGAGAAUGAGAAAACCAUGGACAAAGCCCUGGAGAAAUCCAAAAAGGAGAGGGCUUAUAACAGGUAGUUGGUGGACCUUGCUCAACAGUGAGGAGGACUAAGUCAGUGUAUUUAUUACAUUGCCACCUUUGGUGAGGUGCAAGGACUGUACAAUGUAUAUUUUUAAAGAAUGUUAGAAAAGGAGCCAUUCCUUUUGUAGGGAUGGCAGUGAUUCUCUUUGCCUUUUGUUUUCAUUGGUACACUUGUGUAACAAGAAAGUGGUCUGUGGAUCAGCAUUUUAGAAACUACAAAUAUAGGUUUGAAUUAAACACUCAAGUGAGUCUCUGACUGAUUUUUUGGGGGG
Messenger RNA from Pteronotus mesoamericanus, 1202 nucleotides. Its product is annotated as inhibitor of growth protein 1. Bases 87 to 926 code for a protein of 279 amino acids. The transcript has 2 exons. The record is from RefSeq and is a predicted model, not a curated record. Lineage: Eukaryota; Metazoa; Chordata; Mammalia; Chiroptera; Mormoopidae. Gene Ontology annotation, biological process: positive regulation of DNA-templated transcription. Gene Ontology annotation, cellular component: nucleus.